This is a messenger RNA of Gilbertella persicaria, 1315 nucleotides long. RefSeq lists its product as uncharacterized. The transcript has a single exon. Bases 132 to 1184 code for a protein of 350 amino acids. The record is from RefSeq and is a predicted model, not a curated record. NCBI's taxonomy places the organism in Eukaryota, Fungi, Mucoromycota, Mucoromycetes, Mucorales, Choanephoraceae.
UCUCUUUUUUUCUUCUCUUAAAACAUGGUGACAGCCAUACGCAAAAGAAAACAAGGUAAAAAACGCGAAAAAAUCUCAAGACGUGCUAUUAACUUUAAGAAGCUUCCUAUCAAGAAAGCGAUAGUGACUUCAUGAGCGAGCCAGAAUUGCGCAGCAGCGCUAACAUUUCAAAAAAGAAGCUUAACAAGAAGCGCGCCAAGAUAGAGGGCGAAAGCAACAAUGAAGAAACAAACAAAAAGACCAAAACAGUACCAAAACAAAAAAAGAGAGCUUCCAAAGAUAAACAAAACGAUACUAAAAGGAAAAAGUCAAAGAAAGAAGUUUCUGAAGAAGAGGAAAGUGAAUAUGAGCAACAACAAGAAGAAAGCGACUAUGAGGAUAAGAAGAAAUCAAAAGCAAUACAAGAAAGCAAUGGAGAAUCAAGUGAUUCAGAAACAGUUAAUUCAAAUCAAAUCAACCCUGUCAAAAUCAAAAUUCCUCGUCCUAAAGGCUCUCCUUUCGCAGACUCUCUUUCGCCAGACACACUUCAAUUCCUUGCUGAAUUAGCCGAGAACAAUGAAAGAGAAUUUAUGCUACUUAAAAACAAAGAAUUCAAAGAAGCCAAGAAAGACUUCACUGAUUUUUGCGGGCUGAUAAUGGGCGAAUUGGCUCAAAUUGAUCCUACGAUUCGAGUAGAAGACGCCAAAAAUGCAGUAUAUCGUCAAAACCGCGAUUUGCGUUUUUCAAAUGAUAAGAGGCCUUACAAACAAAACUUGAGUGCAAGCUUUUCAAGAACAGGGCGCAAAUUUUUGGAUGCUGGUUACUUUUUAUCCAUUCGUCCCGGCAAUCACUCUAUAGUUGCAGCAGGCAUAUGGCAGCCAGACAAGGAUCGAUUGGCUAGAAUGAGAUCCAGUAUCAUUCGCAAUGGAGAUCUUUUAAGAGAAUCACUGUCCACGGAUGCUUUGAAAGAAGUGUUUGAUGGAAAAUUUGGUAUCGAUAUUUUAGAGACAGAAGAUAAACUCAAAGUAGCGCCAAAAAACAUAGCUAAAGAUCAUCCAGAGAUUGAAUUGUUACGAUUUCGCAGUUUUGCUAUUCAAAAAAAAUUUACAGAUGAAGAAGUUGUGAGCGAAGGGUUUGCUGAAAAAGUGCUAGACUUUCUUGAAGCGUCUGUGCCUUUUGUAGCCGUUGUUAACUCUUGGGUCUAAUAGAUCCUUUUUUUUUGCCUUUUAUGUGAUCUUUACAAAUUAGCUGUAUCAUUUACAUCACAUGACUAUCUUUUGGAAUAAACUUUUUCUGAAUUCUUGGCCAUUCUCUGGCAGAUUUAGCGACUAUCUAA